Molecule: messenger RNA, 4020 nt
Organism: Anneissia japonica
Lineage: Eukaryota; Metazoa; Echinodermata; Crinoidea; Comatulida; Comatulidae
Exons: 4
Coding region: 236-1027 (263 amino acids)
Source: RefSeq, a predicted model, not a curated record
AUCCUGCGUGUAAACAAUUCCAUGUACGCAAACUGUGUGAUGAGUCGAACGUGUUUAGAACACGAUUGUUCGUUAGCGACGUGUUUCUUGUAAAAAUGAGCCCGUGUUUUUCUGGACAGAGAGAAAAUAAUGUUUGAUUUGUGAUCUGAUUUGGAUUACUUCCUGAUGCUACUGCAAUCUAGCGAUCAACUUUGUAGUGUAUACAAUUGGACCUACAUUUUGGCUAAGAUGUAGAAUGGGAUCCAGUCCCUCUCAAGUAGGCACGAUUAAGCAAGAGGAAACUAUAAAUGUAGCCAAAAAAAUAACAGAAGACAACUCUAAAAAAACUACGACGACGAAAAUGUCUACAGAGACUGACGUUUCGUCCGAAAACUACGCAAGUAACAGAAAAAGACCAACUGUAGAACAUAAACAUUGGGACGAAUGGGACGAUGUCGCCACAGAAAUGUCAAAUUUAAAAGAUGAAUUAGACGAACUUCUUGGUAUGCCAUCACCCGUGAAUAUGAAGAAAAAUGUAAAUGUUCCUGAGCCUCUGACGUAUCCAGCAAAAAGCUCGCCAGCAAAACCAAUGAAAAAAGAACUCGGAAAAGGCAAUACAUGGAAGAUGCCAGAGGAACUAGUAGAGAGGGAAUUGAAUGCACGGCACAUGCGCAUUCUAAAUAAAAUGAAGGAACUAAUGAUUGCAUGUGAAGAUGAAGACAUUGAUGAUACAUCACCAUGGAUACAGUCAAUGUGCAGCGAUUCUCCUGAUGAGGCAAUGGAGCCCAAAUUGCCACGUCAAGACCAACUGAAGGAGGAUACGUCUAGAUUUGAUCCUAAGAAAUUCAAGCAAGCAAACAUAUACAACAAGCGUACGAAUGAUUUUGAAACAUUGUCUUCAUCGACCACCAAUCGUACAGGCGGCACUAGGUCCAGUAAGACGCCCACAUCGUCUUCAGUGGAAUCAAAGCCGCCCUGCAGAUCCGAACUAGAAUACAACAGCUCAGAGGAGGCACUUAUGAAGAGCAUAGAAAAUGAAUAUUCAUAGAAAUGAAUAUUCAUGCACUUUAAAUUCAAAAAUACCUUCAGAACCGUACUCAUUAAUACGUUUUCAAUUGUGUUUUAUGUAUGAAUCGUCCACGUAUGGGUUCUUGACUCAUUGAAGAAGUCGAUAAAUAAAAUAAAUACGACAGCAACCAUUGCGACAAAAGACGUUUCGCAGUUCAGUUCAAAUUACUUCAGAUCAUUAAAAGAAGACAGUCACCGAACAACACAAUAAAUAGGGUAUUUGAUCAUCUCUCAAAACGUAGGACCACUAACCAACUCCAUGAUAAAGACUACAUUCACACUGUACUUGGCAUGACUGUCAAAUGAAAUGAACUGAAAUUAACCGUAACACAUUCCAUUUUAGGCCUACAGAAAAAAUCCACUACCACAAUAGAGUAUAUCUGCUGAAAAUCACAAUAAAAAUAACAAAUCACAUUGUAUAACAAAGUGAAUAUCAAGAAUAUAUGAAUCAUACCAGUGUUAAGGCUGUUAAAAAUGAUGUAUUUUUAUGUUAGGCCUAUAACGGGAUGAUAAUAUAAUUAUGACUCACGACGAUAGCAUGACAUUGAUAAUAGGCCUAUACCUAAUAAUGAUUGAUGGUGGUGAUAAUGAUGAUGAUGAUGAUGAUGACGAUGAUGAUGAUGAUGAGGUAAAAAUGACGAUGACGACGGUGAUAAAUAGUAAAAUCCAUGAGUGAUAUUUCUAGCACAAUUCUAAUCAAUAGAUAUAAAAACUGUUGCAUGAUACAAUGUGUGGUUGCAUCUGUAAUAAUUAUGAUGAUCACAAUAGCGACAUGUUAUGGAAUAUUUUCUUUGUAAAAAUCCAUUACACAAUAACCAAUAGAGUUCAUAGAGUAAAAGGACUAGUAUUGCAAAAGCAGUCAUAUUGAGAAUAAAUUCUAUCCUUCGCUAUUUAUACCCAAGGGAGAUUUCGCCAGCUAACGAAAACGAAUGACGAUAAUGAAGAUGACGUAUUCGUCAUCAUUUUCGUAAGGUUGCCGCAAAUCUCCCUACUUACACUACCAAGUAGGCACACUCUCUACAGUCAGGGCACUCACAACAAAGUUAGUUUAUAUUUUUAAUUUAAGGCAAUAUUAUAUUGGAAAUUAAUGAAACAUCUAAAAAUAGUUAGGCCUAUCUAAAUGUUAUCAUAAUAAAUUAUAUUUAGAAAUCCAUUGUAUUUUAUAUAAACUUUGAAAGUAAUCCUAAACAAAAUUGGUCCAUAUCAAAGCAACAAAAUUCAAUUGAAAUCACGAUUUUAUUCAAAACCACAGUAAUUACACAGUAUCAGGAGUCGCAAAGAUGUCUUGGUUAACCAAGAACAAAGCCAUAAGAAAUAAUCUAUACUUUACUACAUUGAUUCUAGUUCAUCGAUAAAAAUCACAAUUAAUAAUAUGCCACUAUUUUAUUGCACUUGAAACUGAAUGACAAGGAAUAUACCAUAAAUAGGAAGCAAAUAUACAGACUCAUAAACAAAGGCAAAUCAACAACAGAGUUACCUUCAUAUAAAAUGGUAGUUUAUAUGCCACUUUUUUGUCCAAUUAUACGAUAACUUGUUUCUAUUGUUCUGUAAAUUUUAAUAAUAUAAAUUUUGUGAAAAAACCCGUAAAAAUUUGGCUAUAGCAUAAGUGAAAGUUCUGUGGAGCUCUUGAAAAAAUUCUGUAAUAAUCACAAUUAUCAAAAUGUUUGGCUUUAACAUGAUCACCUGCAUAAAAAUAAUUUUGAUAUGGGAUGAAUAAACUACUCUAAAGUAUACAGUUGAUAAAACCAAACUAAGAAAUAAUUCUUAUAGCUGUUGUGCUGGUUCUAUUGACUUGUGUCAUCUUACUUUGUCUGUACCAUGCUUCGAAAUAUAAUAAAUGCAGGUCUCACUCCAAUGAAAAACCACAUUUGGGACUGAAAUUUCCAUGGUCUUUACCAGCUUUGGUCUUAGAAAAAAUAUUAUCAAAAAGAUAUAAGACAGGGCUUCAUUUAGGGCUGCAGAAAUAUGGUCUUUAAUUGGAGGUGAUCUUCCAUUUGAGGGGUCUUUAAUUAGAGGAAGACCUGCAUAAUGAAAAGGGACAUACAGUAUUAGUACUACUAAUAAGGAAUACUAGUAAGGAAGCUGUAUCUCUUGUUGGCUAAUUGGUGCCUUUCAUCCUGAACUGUUAUGUAAAUAUCGUUGGUUACACCAUAAUGAUCUAUGCAGACCUAGUUUGUUCAUUACCUAAAGCUCCAUUCACACUAUUUAUGUGACAAAUAUCUGUGUCCUGUCCACAUAGGAGGUAUUUGUCACAUAUGAGGUAUUUUUGUCACAGAACUUGACAGUGUGAAAAAGGCUUAAGGUUUUUAAUAAACUAGUGCUAUGUCCACACUAUCAAACUUUAUGACAAAUUUGUGUGAUGUGCCCAUAUAUGAACAUGAUGUCAUAUUACACCCAAAUAUGGGCAUAUCACACCCAAAUAUGGGCAAAUCACACCCAAAUAUGGGCAUAUUACACCCAAAUAUGGGCAUAUCACAUUUAUUUGUCACAUAAAGUUUGAUAGUGUCAACAGAACUGAAGAAAACUGUAUGCUUUUUGAUAUAGAAGAAAUAAAGAACCUCAGCUAUCAAAAUCUUAAAUUACCAACCCUGUAAUUUUCAUGAUCACUCUUGUCCCUGAUAAGUGAAUAAAUUAGAGUGAAUAUUAAUGUUAAUUAUAAAUGCACAAUCAUAAUAAAUAAUAUUUGAAAGAGGCAAUCAGAAAUCGAAUUAUAAAUAUUUUCUUAUUUCUAGUUAACAUCUACCCCGAUUAUGUUUUUAUCAAAAUUGGGAUAUGGAAAACUCUUAGCAAAUAUGACCAGUAGACAUAAACAUUGCCACAUAGAAAAUACAUUGCACAAGUAAAUAAUGGGGUCCAUUGUAUUGUGGAAUAACAUUACAAUUAACUUUCAAGCAAGUAAAAGCAACAAAGGACUGUACAAAUUUUAGUUCUAAAAACUGACUUUGACAACUGUGUGCUUUUUGACCAUUUUCG